AAUACGGUUGAGAGUCCAGGAAAAUUUUGUAAAAUACAGGUAGAUCCAGUGAAAUAAUUCUAUUACGUGAUCAAGAAGUUAACAACAUACACAAUGCCGAAAAACAUGCUAAAGGAACUAGUCAAGUGCAAACAUCCCCAAAGUCGGAAAACAUUGGCGCUGGCCAGGAAAGUGAAAAAAAUUAACAACCGCGAGAAGAAGAAGAUGGGUCACGCCGUUAAGGCCAACAUAGUGGGCAAAAAGCUGGGCUGGUUUGCAGAACACCUGGAAGACCGAAAGGAACCGUUGAAUAGUGAGGAAUUUGAACAGCUGAUAGACACAUAUCUUGCACGUUUUGAGGAGGAAUUGGAGCAGAUCAAACUGGUUCAGUCAAUCAGUAAACAACGGAACAAUCAGCACGCGUCCCGUGAGGCAACCAUAAAGAUAACACUGGAAAAGGAACUGGAGAAUUUCAACGGCGGUGGUCUGGAGUUGCCCAAUCUUUCCGAUGCGCUCGAAUUUAAAAAGUUUCAGCAAUGGGAUGGAAACGCGCAGACAGUUCAACAUCUGAAGUUGCAUUUUAUUUCUCGUAAGCAGCUACAAAUGAGAAAGAGUAACGAUUCUAGCACAAAUAAUGAACAUAUGGCAACGGAAUAGAAAUCAAA
Molecule: messenger RNA, 644 nt
Organism: Ochlerotatus camptorhynchus
Lineage: Eukaryota; Metazoa; Arthropoda; Insecta; Diptera; Culicidae
Product: translation machinery-associated protein 16 homolog
Exons: 4
Coding region: 94-636 (180 amino acids)
Cellular component (GO): nucleus
Source: RefSeq, a predicted model, not a curated record